CCCCACCCCACCCCACCUUCUUCCAUCGCGCGGCGACCAGCACCGGCGGCGACUCCACCACCAACAGCAGCACCAGGCGAGCGAGCCAACCCAGCCCAUGGCGCCACCGGCCCGCGCGUCCGCGAAGCAGCCGAAGCCGGGGAGGGCCCUGGGGCGGAGGGGCAUGUCGCGCGCGGAGGCGGCGGCGGCGGCGGACGCGGCGGCGAGGCGGUCGGCGGCGGCGCGGGAGUGGCGCGUGUGGGGCGAGUGGGCGAUGGGCGCGGCCAAGGUGGUGGCGCACUACGGCUUCAUCCCGCUCGUCAUCGCCGUCGGCGUCAUCAAGUCCGACCCCAAGCCCUCCCUGUUCCAGCUCCUCGCCCCGUUCUGAUCGGUCCGUCCGCGUGAUCGCGCUUCGCUAGGGUUCGUUCGAGAGGUGAAACAGCCAGUGGUGUCCGUGGUAGUUAGUUAUGUCAUCGGUAAAACUUGCUAGAAUUAUCUGUGCUGCACCUGCCAUUCUGCUCUGGAUCAAAUUGAACCUGAAUCGCUGUUACAUAGUAGUAGUAUAAAUUAUAAAAUUUCGGUGAUGAUUUGGUGA
This is a messenger RNA of Aegilops tauschii subsp. strangulata, 574 nucleotides long. Its product is annotated as mitochondrial import receptor subunit TOM7-1. Lineage: Eukaryota; Viridiplantae; Streptophyta; Magnoliopsida; Poales; Poaceae. The record is from RefSeq and is a predicted model, not a curated record. Gene Ontology annotation, biological process: protein import into mitochondrial matrix. Gene Ontology annotation, cellular component: mitochondrial outer membrane translocase complex.